Molecule: messenger RNA, 3164 nt
Organism: Oryzias melastigma (Indian medaka)
Lineage: Eukaryota; Metazoa; Chordata; Actinopteri; Beloniformes; Adrianichthyidae
Gene: sinhcaf
Product: SIN3-HDAC complex associated factor
Exons: 6
Coding region: 476-1288 (270 amino acids)
Biological process (GO): negative regulation of cell migration
Source: RefSeq, a predicted model, not a curated record
CCGCCCAUUAAACGUUUAACUCCGCCCACGUUGAGGCACGCCCCGGUCUGCAGGCUGCAGCCAGGGGUAGUUGGAGCCAUCUGGCGUCCUGUAGUAAAACAAGAGGCUCCGCCCCUUUGCUUACAUUCUCCAAUGUGCCAUAGCAACCGGGGCCGAGCCCCCUGUUCCCGCGUAACGUUCCCGUCCUUAUAAGGCCAGUAGAAUACGGACGCACGCCUACGUCAUGCGUCGUUUAUGUAAAUAGUUUGAUUGAAGAAAAAAAAAAAAAGAAAAAAAAGGCCCCUCUGCUUCACUCUGAAAUGGAGGUGUGGAUUUGACGCAUGCGCACUAGCUCCACAACUAUCCAGUCCCGUCCUCAAGCGCAGACAUCAACAAGAGAGCGGGUUACUGAUGCGGGUUCGCUUUCUUAAUAGUCGAAUCGUUACGACGUGCGACGAAGACGAUUGUUUUCCUCCAGAUUCACAAAACCGCGAAGAUGUUCGGCUUUCACAAGCCCAAAAUGUACAGGAGUUUGGAUGGCUGCUGCAUCUGCCGGGCGAAGUCGUCCAGCUCUCGUUUCACAGACAGCAAGCGGUACGAGAAAGACUUCCGGAGCUGUUUUGGGUUGAGCGAAACAAGAUCUGGAGAAAUCUGUAACGCCUGUGUGCUCCUUGUGAAACGCUGGAAAAAACUCCCUGUUGGAACCAAGAAAAACUGGAACCACGUUGUUGAUGCCAGAGGAGGCCCAAGCCUAAAGAUAACCUCCAGACCCAAAAAAAUAAAGUCCAUCUCCAAGAAAGUGCGGCCAAGUCAGAUCAGCCGGCUGCAGAAGGAGCUGAAAAGAAGCAAUUCGGAUGCCCACAGCACAACCUCCAGUGCUUCUCCUGCUCAGUCUCCAAGCUACAGUAACCUGUCGGAUGACGGUUCUGACACUGAACUGAGCCCAGGAUCCAGCCGCUCCCCUGUUUUCUCAUUUCUGGACCUGACCUAUUGGAAGAGGCAGAAGGUGUGCUGUGGAAUCAUCUACAAGGGCCGUUUCGGGGAGGUGCUCAUCGACCCCCACCUGUUCAAACCCUGCUGCCGCAACAAACAGCGGCAGAAGACACAGCAACAGGAGGAGGAAGAAGAGGAGGAGGAGGAAGAGGAGGAGGAGGUGGAGGUGGAGGAGGGCCAAGUGGGGGUGGAAAAAUCUCAGACGGAGGAGGAAGUGAAGGAGACUCCUACGUGUGAGGAAAAUGCUGAGCUCUGCAUCCCAGCCGCUGCACCCCAGGCCAGAGGCGGGGAGGUGGUGGUGGAGGAAUGCUGGUGAAGUCGUUGGACAUCUCUGAAGACGUUGUUGGCUGCUCUGCUUUUCUUUUCAUUGUUUUUUAUUAUUAUUAUUAUUAUUUUUUGAGGACUUACAAAUGGAAGUUACCUCAGAUUGCCUUCAUUCACAAAGCAGCUAAAAUCCUCGGAUCUUCUCUGUGAUUCCGGUGGAGGAUUGUCGAUUAUGUUUAAACGUUAACUUAUAAACGGUUGUGUUUCUCUUUUUCUGUAUUUAAUCGUUUUCCCGUCCCGACGGUGGACCAUCAUCCGUGGUGUUACCGAGUUAAAUGCUGGAGCUCUGGUUUGCUGUUACAUUCAACCGUUCCAAAACGCAAUACAUCCACUUCCUGUCAGAAAACGGUGCUACUUGAAAUUCAUUUCAAAGUUGCAGCUGAACCCCACUGUGCAAGCAAACAUUUUAAGUUGACUAAAGAGUGCAUUAUUGCCUUUUUUUAAUUAUUAUUAUUUAUUAGUGAUGGAUAACGCGUUUUGGAAUGACUGACAGCUGACGUUAGCAGAGCAUAGACCUGUACAGUUGUUUUUUUUUCUUUCACGGUGACGUCCACUCUUAUCAAAGGGACUGUGUUUGUAGACUGGAUUAGACAAAUACUUUUGUGGGUCCCAUUUCAGUAAGGCCUAUUCACAGCUUCAACAGCAAAUACACCAGCCUUAAUUGUGUGUCACAGGCAGUGCUAGUGUUAAUUCUGGAUUGGUUUGAAAAAAAAGAGGGUACAUGAGCGAAAUUUACAGUGGCCUCAGCAACACACAUGUGCAUUUUACAUAAAGCCCACUCAUCCCAAAAGACCUGAAUGGAACCGAUGCAUGAGUCUUCAAAAAAAAAAAAAACAGAUUGCAUGGCCUUAUAGAAACUGUAAAUCCUACUUUUAUUUUUUGGGAUCAAUUUUCUCGGAAGUUUUAACUUAUUUUUGUACUUAAAAGAAAAAAAAAUGGAAAAAUAAAAGUGUCUUUGCAUAACAAUACCACACAAUACAACAGAGAAACACAAAAAUCAGUCUAUAGUCAUUCAGCAAUACCAAUAUCAGUAAUCUCGUCACUUCUGGUCUUUCUCUGGUAAAAGUCUUUAUACAAACUGAAAUUCUAUGCUAUUGCCUCGAAUACUCAAGGAAGGCAUUGUGAUGUAUAGCCUAAUAUUACUUUAUUUAUCAAAUGGAAGCCAAAGCACAUUGAAAUUCACCCAAUGUCAAAUCAAUGCAGGUUUUCUAUGGAUACUUGUGCUUGUUGGGGUCAUUUGUAUGUAUGUUUAUGAUAUUCUAAAAAGAACACUAAUAUGAUAUUUCAUAAAUGUGAUGUUGUAGUUUGGAGCUGUGGGUGUUUCUGUACAUAAAGGGUUGGUUGAGCCUCACGGCUCUCAUACAGAUUCUGUUAUUUAUUUAUUUCAUAUUUAUUUGCAUCCCAGCUUAGAAGUGAUUUUUUUGUCUCUUUCUUAUUGGUAGUAUUGUUUAAGUCAUCAUUUAAAAAAAACAAAACAAAAACGAAUGUAAUUCUCAUGCAGACUUCCGUCAAACUGCGUGGAACUGAAUUACCGUUUGUCGAUAUUUGUGAAAUAUUAAGUAUUUGUUCACUCUGCGGUUGGGCUGCGUGCCACACAACUUCUUCUGUUUGAUCCCUUUGCAUUCAUGUAGACUAUAAUGGCUGAUAGUUUGCAAAAAAACUGUAUUCCCCUUUGUACCUUGUAGCUUACAAUUGUUACAGAGUAUUAGGAUAACAUAGGAAACUUUACUCUAGACUUGCAUGUAUUGUUGCUAUGCAUUUCCUUAGCUUACAAGUUAGGCAAAGCUUUUUUGUAAUUUUUAUACAUCAUGUACUUUUUUACUUGUCUCUUAAUAAAAGUAAUCUUGUGCUUUUUCCGCAAGUACCUA